Molecule: messenger RNA, 1146 nt
Organism: Drosophila melanogaster (fruit fly)
Lineage: Eukaryota; Metazoa; Arthropoda; Insecta; Diptera; Drosophilidae
Exons: 2
Coding region: 51-1070 (339 amino acids)
Cellular component (GO): extracellular region
Molecular function (GO): chitin binding
Source: RefSeq, marked reviewed
AUUGUUAGUUGAAUUUAUCUAAGUUAAAGUGUAGGAAGAAGUAUUUCAAAAUGCGAGGACUUCCUAGUUCUUUGGUCCUUCAAGCCUUGUUGCUGGCCGUGAUGGUUCAUCAGAGCAUUCAAACGCGUUACUUAAACGCCACCGACGAUAUCUGUCGACUUUUCAAGGAUGGUACCCAACUCUUGAAGCCCGGAUCCUGCAGCGAAUCGAUUAUUUGCCAAAACUUUGAAUCAACACCAGGUAUAACGUGCUCGGGCUCUAAACCGUACUACAGUAAGUCCAAGGGUUCAUGCCAAGCGUCCGCGGAUACUUACUGCGAUACAAGCAAAAUAUGCAAGGGAUCUGGAACGGGCUAUAUUGGUGAUACCAUAAAUUGUGCCAACUGGUAUUACUGUGAUGCGGAUGCGUUGUUGGGCAAAGGAACAUGCAACCUGGGAAUGUACUUCGAUCAAGUAAGCAAGAGUUGCGUUUAUUCGGAGGACACAGUUUGUGCCGCCAAAUAUGAGAUCUGCGACGUUGCGCCCGUAGGCACACCAUUCCGCGAUGAUGCCAACUGCCACAAGUACUAUACCUGCAGCAGUAAGAGCCUGGUGGAAAAUACAUGCGAAAAUGGACUGUAUUACAACGUGGCCACCGGAACUUGUGUGAGGAAAAAGGACGUUAUCUGCGAGAACCAUCCGUUGCCAGAUGAGGUGUGUGGCAACAAGAAGCUGGCGGUGCGCAACAAAUUCGUUUCAGAUAUGGCCACAUGUCGCGGAUAUUACUACUGCCGCGAUUUGGGAUCCGGUAUCCCCGAUACCGAUCCCAUAUACCAGCAGUGUGACGAGAACAACUUCUUCAACCAGGAGCGACAGGCGUGCAUGCCGCGCGAGAGCCAGAAAUGCGAUUACGAUAGAUGUGAUGGGCGCAAGGAUGGCUUCGAAGUGGCCGAAAUCGAUGGAUGCCACCACUACAUCGAAUGCGUCGAUGGCCGGGAAACGACUCCCAUAAGCUGUGAGGAUAAGUAUUUCGACGUUGUCACGCAAAACUGCAGCUCAACUCACUUAGUUUACGGAGCUUGUUCCUCUUAACUGCUAGGCAUUUGCCAGCUGUUCGUAAAGUAUUAAUUAAUUGCAAAUAAAAAACCAAUAUCAGUGUACAUACAUG